Messenger RNA from Caenorhabditis elegans, 2639 nucleotides. It is a transcript of the gene mbl-1, whose product is annotated as Muscleblind-like protein. The transcript has 9 exons. Gene Ontology annotation, cellular component: nucleus. The coding region runs from base 1 to 1125 and encodes 374 amino acids. Gene Ontology annotation, molecular function: metal ion binding. Lineage: Eukaryota; Metazoa; Nematoda; Chromadorea; Rhabditida; Rhabditidae. The record is from RefSeq and is marked reviewed.
AUGUCUCGUAGAUCCUUAAAAAGACGUAUCAGGCGACAAAAUAAGAAGGGGACGGUGUUCAAGAAGGCUCGAAUCGACCAAGAAACUGCAGUUCCGCAACACUUGUUACCGUUCCAUAUGACGUCAUCACAGCAGUUUCAACCACAACAGCAGCAGCAGUUCUUUGCAAGUGACGGAAUGUCAGUGACUCAGUUGCCUUAUAGAAUGUUCGACGAAAACAGUAAUGCCGCUGGAACGACGCCUGUAGCUUCAUCGCUUGCCGCCACGCCUAAUGCCAAUCUCGUGUCACAAGUGUUCAAUGUGAAAGACAGCCGAUGGUUACAGGUGGAAGUUUGCCGCGAAUUUUUACGAGGACAAUGCGCACGAUCGGAUCAGGAAUGCAAAUUUGCUCAUCCACCGCCUAAUGUCGACGUUCAACAAGGACGAGUAACCGCUUGCUACGACAGUAUAAAGGGAAGAUGUACACGAGAAAACCCGAAAUGCAAGUACCUCCAUCCACCACAGCACAUUAAAGAUCAGCUACUGAUAAAUGGAAGGAAUCACUUGGCGCUGAAGAAUUUGCUCUCCGCACAGCUUAAUCAGACUGGAACUCCAAUGGUUAAUCCAAUGAUGGCUUUACAACAACAAGCGGCCGCAGUAAACCUGAUUCCCAACACACCAAUUUACCCACCCUACUACAACGGCAUGAUGUAUCCACAAGUACUUCAAGACCCUUAUACAGCAGCGGCAGUGAAUCAGCAGCUACAAACUGCCGCCUUGCUUGGCAACGUCGGAGGACUGCUUUCGGCUCAAUCGGCGGCCGCCUUCAUGGCCAACUCGUCGGCAGCGGCUGCAGCAGCCCAACAAACGCCCUCACCGUUGCUUCGUCUGCAAAGGAAACGAGCGCUGGAAGAGGAGAACACGAAUGGCAACGAUAUGACGUCAGCAGCAGCGGCUCACACACAAUUGCUCUCAUUGGCCGCGGGAGCUGUACCAAUGAAGCGACCAACUCUCGACAAGAACGGAGCAAUGUUAUACUCACCGGUAGCUCAGCAGGCACAACAAUUCAACCCAUACCUGUUGCAAACUCUUCAAGGAUACGUGCCAGCUGUCUCUUUCAGUGGUCAGCUACCGCCUCGCUACUAGACCAUCAAUGUGCAGCUCUUCUCUCCGCUUCUUCCACACCACCACCAUCGAAAACCGCUCACACCACCGCCACGUUUUCUCGUUUUUUCUUUUCCUAUUUCUUUUUCUCUCUCUCUCACUUUCUCUUUCCCAAUUUCUGGUUUCCAAAAACAGUUUUUCUCAGAUGUUUUCCAAUUUCUUUUCACAUAUGUCUCGCCAAAAUCACAUCAAAAUGUGUUCCACCAAGUAUCCAUUUUUCGAAGCAAAAACAAGAAAAACAACAUGUGUGUCAGGGGGUACGGUAAAUCUUUUUGGCUUGCUAUGAUAAUCUAACUUUUAAAACUGAACUUUUAGGAAACAUAGAAAAACUAUCGAUUAAUUUUAAACAUGAUCGGAAAACAGCAAGUUUUUUCUGAUUAUUUUCGAAGAUUGAAUUGUUUUCUAUAUAUUUUAACAUUAAUUUUUCAAUAUUAAAAGUGUGUUGUUUAGCUCAGCCAAAACGAUUUUGCCGCACCCUGUAUGUUUGCUUGUGAAACGUGCUGCUUGGCUUUUCCUUUAAGUUAAUAUCUUUCAAAAUGUUUUUCUUUGUUUCUAAAAUUUUUGAUAAGGAAACGGUAGAAAUCGAAUCAAAUUAAAACGUGCACAAUCACUUGUUUUCUCUCUCUAAACUGAUCACUUUUUGAUUUUUUUGCAAAGUACCAUUUGGAGCUAAUUUUGUUGUGUUUUUGUACCCUUAAACGUUUUGUAAGGCCAUUUAGGUUAUGGCUUUGCAAAAAGUUAACUUUUUUUUCUGAAAAUGUUGUUUGAAAAUAGAAUUAUCCCCCUAAGGUCAUUGGUCAUUUGAAUGACGCUAAACUUGGAAUUGUAGUCAAUAUUUUAUGAAUUCGAAAUUUCUCCUUUGCCGGUUUGUUUCCCUCAAUGUUUUAAUGUUUUACUCUAUCACCCUUUCCAUCGAAUUACAAAAUUGUGUGUUUUUCAUGACUAGUUUUGAUAUGUUUUUUCCCUUCCCCUUGAAUUCCGUAUUGUUCUUGCCCAAAUUGGAACGUUCCCCUCCCUCAAUCAGUUUUAAUCUUUUUCGUUUGUUUUUAUUCUCUUCCUUAAAAAAAUUUCAUUUGUGACAGACUCCUGAAUCUCCAAGUCUAUACUGUUUCACUAGUCCGCAGUUUUUGAAAACUGUCUCCUCUCUCCCACACCACCCACUGAAAUCUACUUUUGCUGUCCCGGUAAUCAGCGGAAUACUAGCGAUUCCGUUCUAUUCACCCCCAUAAUAAAUUUCGUGUGGAUUCUGAAAAUGAAAUAAUAUUCCUUUUUUAAUAAUUUUCCCUAUUUUGAAAAUUUGAAAAUUUCUUUUAUAUACAUUUUUUAUCAAUGUUACUGGAACUGCAAAUGUCCGAAACUUGUCCCUUCCCCUCAUCCCUUUUUUCUGAUUCUCUUUUUCUUUCCUGGCCCUGUGCAUUAUUGCAAUAGGAUACCGGUUGGACUAAACGACCCACCCAAAUUAUUAAUAUUUUUAUUCAAUAAAUCAUUGAAAACUU